Archocentrus centrarchus (flier cichlid) is the source of this 3073-nucleotide messenger RNA. RefSeq names its product ATPase family AAA domain containing 1a (gene atad1a). Gene Ontology annotation, molecular function: ATP hydrolysis activity; ATP binding. The record is from RefSeq and is a predicted model, not a curated record. Bases 93 to 1238 code for a protein of 381 amino acids. NCBI's taxonomy places the organism in Eukaryota, Metazoa, Chordata, Actinopteri, Cichliformes, Cichlidae. Gene Ontology annotation, biological process: extraction of mislocalized protein from mitochondrial outer membrane. The transcript is spliced from 10 exons. Gene Ontology annotation, cellular component: mitochondrial outer membrane.
CUUUGUUCCUACCCGAGCGAUAAAAGUUGUUGCACUCUGAAUGCAUUUCGUUCUGUUCCCGUUUUCCGAUGGAUUGACAUCAACCGACAGAGAUGCUGCUGAAAGAUCUGCCCAGAGAGGCCCUGAUGCGGCCGCUGUCUAGGAAUGAAGUGGUAGGCAUGUUAGUGAGGUUGACCGUCUUUGGUGCAGCCACGUACUACAGCAUCAAAUGGGUCUUGGAUGCAAUGGAUCCUACCUCCAAACAGAAAAACCAAGCCAAGAAAAGGGCAGAACAGCUGAUGAAGACAAUUGGUGUUGAGGGGGUCAAACUAACAGAAUAUGAGAUGAGCAUUGCAUCUCAUCUAGUUGAUCCACUAACUAUGAAGGUGUCCUGGAGAGAUAUAGCAGGUCUGGAUGAGGUUAUCAAUGAGCUUCAAGACACGGUCAUCUUGCCCUUUCAGAAAAGACAUCUUCUGGUGAAUUCCAAACUCUUUCAGCCUCCCAAAGGUGUUUUAUUGUUUGGUCCUCCGGGUUGUGGUAAGACCAUGAUUGCCAAGGCAACAGCCAGAGCAUCGGGAUGCAGGUUUAUCAACCUUCAGGCCUCCACGCUGACUGACAUGUGGUACGGCGAAUCACAGAAGCUGACUGCCGCGGUCUUCUCGUUAGCUGUCAAAAUUCAGCCUUGUAUCAUCUUCAUUGAUGAGAUUGAAUCAUUUCUAAGGAAUCGCUCCAGUAUCGACCACGAGGCCACAGCUAUGAUGAAAGCCCAGUUCAUGAGUCUGUGGGAUGGCCUGGACACCUCCUCGACCACCCAGGUUAUGAUUAUGGGAGCCACGAACAGGCCGCAAGACGUGGAUCCAGCCAUUCUUCGCAGGAUGCCCACAACUUUUCAUAUCGGCCUGCCGAACACAAGGCAAAGAGAAGACAUCCUGAGGCUCAUCUUGGCAGGAGAAAAUCUGAGCAAUGCCAUCAAUCUGAAGGAGAUUGCAGAGAAGACAGAAGGCUACUCUGGGAGUGACCUCCGGGAGCUCUGCCGCGAUGCUGCCAUGUACCGAGUACGAGACUAUGUCCGCAAGGAGCAGAUGAGGCAGAUCGCUCAGCAGCUACAGGACUGCCAGGAGGAGGAAAAACCUGUGGAUGAGCAGCGGUUGCGACCAGUCACUCAGCUGGACCUCCUCUUUGGCCUGGACAAAAUGAAGGAAUCAAAGAAAGCGACAACCUUCAUGUUACCCACCAUAUCAGAGGUUGCUCUGGAUUAAGCACCAUCUGUGGACCACUUUGGCAGAGCAAAUUCUUCCCACCUUUGUCCACAGUGUGUUCCAAAUUGCCAAGCAGAGACUCUGAGACUAUUAGAGGUGCAGUUGGAACAGGAAGCAGACAGGCAUCCUUUUCCUAAACUUUGCUUCCCAGACAGAGAGUUCUUCUGAGCAUGCUUAUCUUCAGGAUACACGCCAUGUGUACAGUUACAGAAUAUUUAGAAAUAUGAAGUCAGUCUCCUGUGAAGAACAUUCAAGGGCACUGUAACAGUUUGUUUAGAUGAAUACAAAACAAAGACCAUAAAUAUUUUAAAAUUACAAAAAUGAUGCUACCUGCUGUAAGAUUUCAUACAUCACCCUACCACUGACUUACAGAUGAUGAUGACGUGAGGGGACUUUAGACUCACGAGUCAGUCACAGUGUGUUUUCAGACUAGGAUAAUCCUUCGAGUGCCCUUUUUCUUUGCUGAUUUCCAAAUCAGCUUUUACAUCAGCUUUUGUUUGUUUUUUGGGUUAAAAAAGACCAUUUAAAUCACUGUACGCUGAUAUUAUCCCAGCACUCUGGAAGAAACGAGUCAGCUCGCUUUGAUGCUGUCAAGUCACACGUGGUAUAUCCUCUGCAGAAGAGCUUGUAUGAUAGCAAAUGACUUCGUAACGUCAAAUUUCCAAGUAACAAAGUGUCUAGCCAAGGCUAGCAGUUGCAGGAGAAAUUAUGAGAAAAUUAUGCACGCAUUGCUCUUCUAAACAGCAGAUUUAAGUCCGCCCCCUCUGUCAUCUUUCUUGAACCCUGUUACAUUAAGAUGGAAGUAACUGUUGCUUUGUUUUGGUUAAUGUACCCAUAUUUCUCUUGUAAAAGUGGUCAUAUUUUGUUUUCUCAUGGCUGAUUAUCAAUCUUUGGUUUUGUUUUUAUUUUGUGUGUUUAUUUUGUUAUUAUUUUGGGGGGUGGCUGGUUGCAUCCUUACCUUGGAAAGUAAGAAGAGAAUGCAUGUACCUCAUUUGAUGCUGUAGUUAUGUGACACUCAUGUACCGUUGCUGCUCCCAAGGAGCAUUAUGAAGAAUAUUUCUUUUGAAAUUGCUUUAACGUGGAACUGUUAAAUGCAUGUUUUUAGGUGUAAAAUAUACCGGAAGGUUCAUAGGUAUUUGGAUAGUGACAGUUCUUGUAAUUUGGCUGCUGCACAUCACUACCAUAGGUUUGAAAUGAAGCACUGGAGAUGCGAUAGACCAUGUUGCAAACCCUUUUAGAUCUAAAGCCAUUUUAAUAUCUUAAUUUCAACAGGUUCAAAAGUAGAAGUAGAUAGAAAUAUUUUUUUCAUCCAUUUACAGCAGUUAUUGCACAGUUUUAAAGCUGUUUAUGAUAAUAGAUAUAAUAGAAAUCUGUACACAAUUUGGGAAAACAUUGUUCUUUUGAGGGAAAAUAUUGUGUAGAGACUACUUUGUUUUGUCAUUGGGAUUCUGUCUUACUGUAUUGUACUCGAUCUACUCUUGGUCCCUCUGUCCUAUUUUCUUCUUCACAUUUCUCAGCUGCACUCAUUUAUCAGUGAAAAAAAAUCACGUAUAAGCAGAAAAUGUAAAUUAACUAUUAGGAUUGCUGAUCAUAAAGAUUAGAUGCAUAUUAUUACUCUCUGCACCCCUGUUCUCCUUCACCCCUCUGUUCUUUACUUCACUCCUACACCCCUUUUCUCUCUUUCUUACAUUUCAAACUUAAAGGAGAUUUUUCAUUCUCGUGAAAUGAACAUUUAAGGUAGCGUGAAGCCUGAGCUUUUGGCUAUUAGGGUUUACUUAUACACACUGACCUCAUUGCUUGAAACUCUGGUCACGUUUGAUAUUGGCAUCCAGUAC